Molecule: messenger RNA, 2374 nt
Organism: Anastrepha ludens (Mexican fruit fly)
Lineage: Eukaryota; Metazoa; Arthropoda; Insecta; Diptera; Tephritidae
Product: integrin beta-PS-like
Exons: 8
Coding region: 13-2340 (775 amino acids)
Biological process (GO): cell adhesion mediated by integrin; integrin-mediated signaling pathway; cell migration
Cellular component (GO): focal adhesion; cell surface; integrin complex
Molecular function (GO): integrin binding
Source: RefSeq, a predicted model, not a curated record
ACGUGUGUGUGUAUGAAAGAAGCGAUUGGUGUUGAGAUUCAAAAUGCGUGCAACAACAAAAACAGCUGUCAUGAAUGCAUACAAACGGCGAAUUGUGCCUGGUGUACGACACCCAACUAUAGAGAAAAUCGCUGCUUUCACUAUGGUUUGGAUUCAAGUUGUCCCAAAGAAUCGAUUUUUUUUCCCAAAACGAGCUACGCAUUCAUUAGAAAUCGACCUUUAACAAGUGAAAGCACCACCGCGCACAAUGCGAAAGCUGCAAGAAAUAAUACGCGAGAAAUCGUGCAGCUAAGGCCACAGCGCAUGAGUUUGCGUUUGCGCGCGAAUGAAGUCUACACCACACAACUGACCUACUCACGUGCCGAUGAUUAUCCAGUCGAUCUUUACUAUCUGAUGGACUUGUCGGACUCCAUGCGAGAUGAUAAGUCCAAACUCUCUGCAUUGGGUAACAGUUUGGCGGAGACUAUGAGCAACAUCACUUCCAAUUUUCGUUUGGGCUUCGGUUCAUUUAUCGACAAAGUUCGCAUGCCAUUUACUGCCGUUUCGAAAAGUUUUUGUGCCAAAAAGUACAGCUAUCGGAAUGUGAUGCCACUUAGCAAUAAUACUUAUCGCUUCGCAUCCCAGGUGGAAAAUGCUGUGAUUGGCGCAAACAUCGACUCGCCCGAAGGUGGGCUGGAUGCAAUGAUGCAGGCAAUUGUAUGCCGCAAAGAGAUCGGCUGGCGUGAAAAGGCGCGGCAUCUGCUGGUUUUCUCGACCGAUGCGAAUUUCCACAGCGCCGGAGAUGGCAAGCUGGCCGGUUUGAUCAAGCCAAAUGAUGCGAAAUGCCAUCUGGACGGCAAAGGCUAUUAUACGCAUGCGGAAAUUUUGGAUUACCCAAGUGUGGGAGCGAUAAGGCAUCAAAUCAAAGAGAAUUCUAUUAAUGUUAUAUUUGCCGUUACAAAUACACAAUUCGACAGAUAUAGGCUGCUAUCCAAUCAAAUUGAGGGCUCUUCGUGUGCAAAAUUAACUAAAGAUUCAUCGAAUGUUGUGAAUAUCGUACGAGAACAAUAUCAGCAAAUUUCGUCCACUAUCCAAAUACUCGAUAAUGCCACCCACCAUGUCAAGGUUAGCUACUAUUCAACUUGCGGCACUGAUGGCGCCGCAAGACCAACUUCGAAAUGCGAUGGCGUACGCAUCGGCGAUAAGAUUACAUUUACCGUGAAUAUCAGCAUACAGUCAUGCCCAGCUGAUCCACGCGAUUGGCAACAAAUCAUACAAAUCUACCCGGUCGGCAUUAAUGAGAGUCUGAUUAUCGAUCUCGAAAUGCUUUGCGGUUGUGAGUGCGAGAGCCAAAAGCUAACACUCAGUGCAGAGUGUUCCUCUCAUGGCAGUCUGGUGUGUGGCGUUUGUGUGUGCGAUGAGAAAUACAUUGGAGCGCAGUGCGAGUGUUCCAGUGCCAAUGUGCAGGCCAACAAUGGUAAUAGUCACUUUUGCCACGACAACUCAACAUUUAUCGACUGCAGUGGGCGUGGCAUUUGCUCGUGUGGUAUAUGCCAAUGCGACCAACGUUCCAACGCCGAGGAAGUGAUUUCGGGCAGAUAUUGUCAAUGUGACAAUUUCUCUUGCGAGCGAUAUGAACGGAAAAUUUGCUCUGGUGCGGAGCAUGGCACAUGUGAAUGCGGUAAAUGCGAUUGUAAGCCGGGUUGGACGGGACCGGCAUGUGAAUGUCAAGUGUCUACAGAGAGCUGCAGGCCACCGGACGGCGGUGAGAUUUGCUCCGGCAAAGGGACAUGCGAGUGUGGCGUGUGCAAAUGCCAGACCACUGCUCAGGGUCGCUAUUCGGGGCAAUACUGCGAAAUGUGCCCGACGUGUUCAAGUCGUUGCUCUGAAAUAAAACAUUGCGUACAAUGCCAAUUGUACGACAUGGGAAAGCUGAAAGAUAAGAUGGACUGCGCAAAUAACUGUUCCAACGUCAAGACAACCGCCCUAGAAAAGGAUGUCUUUGAAAAAUACGAAUUAGUUAAGGGCGAAAAGAAAUGUGUCUUCUACGAUGAUGAAUAUUGUAAAUUUAGUUUUAUAUUCCAAGAAAUGGACGGUACCGAUGAAGUGCGUGCCCUAAAAGAGCGCGAAUGUUUGUCAAAGGUCGCCUUGCUUGGAAUUCUAGGUGGUGUGGCCGGUGCUAUUUUAGGCGUGGGCUUGGCCACGCUGCUUUUGUGGAAAGCCAUCACUACCAUUCAGGAUCAUCGCGAAUAUCAGCGAUUCGAAGAGGAGCAGUUAAAAGCGAAAUGGAAUUCGGAUCACAACCCGCUCUACAAGCAAGCAAUUUCUACUUUUAAAAAUCCUUUGUAUCCCUCUCAAUAGACUACAGAAAAAAAGCUAGUUUAAAAUUAUGCCA